Propithecus coquereli (Coquerel's sifaka) is the source of this 996-nucleotide messenger RNA. RefSeq names its product uncoupling protein 1 (mitochondrial, proton carrier) (gene UCP1). The transcript has 6 exons. Gene Ontology annotation, molecular function: oxidative phosphorylation uncoupler activity. Bases 76 to 996 code for a protein of 306 amino acids. Gene Ontology annotation, biological process: response to cold; mitochondrial transmembrane transport; adaptive thermogenesis. NCBI's taxonomy places the organism in Eukaryota, Metazoa, Chordata, Mammalia, Primates, Indriidae. Gene Ontology annotation, cellular component: mitochondrial membrane. The record is from RefSeq and is a predicted model, not a curated record.
AGGGACAGGAACGUCCCCCUCGGGGCUGGAGCCUGCUCCCUCUGCACCGGCGCCUCGCCGGGCUCUCCAGUGAGGAUGGUGGGCCCCACAGCCUCCGACGGGCACCCGACCGUGGGAGUGAAGAUCUUCUCGGCGGGGGUGGCGGCCUGCGUGGCGGAUGUGAUCACCUUCCCGCUGGACACAGCCAAAGUCCGGCUACAGGUCCAAGGCGAAGGCCAGACCUCCAGUGCCAUUAGGUAUAAGGGCGUCUUGGGAACGAUCACCACUCUGGCAAAAACGGAAGGGCCAAUGAAACUCUACAGUGGGCUGCCUGCCGGCCUUCAGAGACAGAUCAGCUUCGCCUCUCUGAGGAUUGGCCUCUAUGAUACCGUCCGGGAGUUCUUCUCCACAGGCAAGGAAACAACAAGCCUAGGAAGCAAGAUCUCCGCUGGCUUGACCACUGGAGGAGUGGCAGUGUUCAUUGGGCAGCCCACAGAGGUCGUGAAAGUCAGACUUCAAGCGCAGAGCCAUCUACAUGGCCUCAAACCUCGCUACACUGGGACUUACAAUGCUUACAGAAUUAUAGCAACAACAGAAGGCUUGACAGGUCUUUGGAAAGGGACUACUCCCAAUCUGAUGAGAAAUGUCAUCAUUAAUUGUACAGAGCUAGUAACAUAUGACCUAAUGAAGGAGGCCCUUGUGAAAAGCAAACUACUAGCAGAUGACGUCCCUUGCCACCUGGUGUCAGCUCUUAUCGCUGGAUUUUGCACAACACUUCUCUCCUCCCCAGUGGAUGUGGUGAAAACCAGAUUUGUUAAUUCUCCACCAGGACAGUACACAAGUGUGCCCAAUUGUGCAGUGACGAUGUUCACUAAGGAAGGACCAACAGCUUUUUUCAAAGGAUUUGUACCUUCCUUCUUGCGACUCGCAUCCUGGAACGUCAUUAUGUUUGUGUGCUUUGAACAACUGAAACGGGAAUUGAUGAAGUCAAGGCAGACCGUGGACUGUGCCACGUAA